Messenger RNA from Propithecus coquereli (Coquerel's sifaka), 4392 nucleotides. RefSeq names its product acyl-CoA synthetase long-chain family member 1 (gene ACSL1). Gene Ontology annotation, molecular function: arachidonate-CoA ligase activity. NCBI's taxonomy places the organism in Eukaryota, Metazoa, Chordata, Mammalia, Primates, Indriidae. The record is from RefSeq and is a predicted model, not a curated record. Gene Ontology annotation, biological process: long-chain fatty-acyl-CoA biosynthetic process; long-chain fatty acid metabolic process; very long-chain fatty acid metabolic process. Gene Ontology annotation, cellular component: endoplasmic reticulum; membrane. The transcript is spliced from 16 exons. The coding region runs from base 1189 to 2865 and encodes 558 amino acids.
ACUGUGCAAGGCACUGAAGCUCACAGUGACUUAGACCCUCUUUCUAAGGUACCAUGUAAGGGAAGACAGACCCAAAAUCUGAUGCUUUCUCUGUAAAGUGGUCAGUGAGGGUGCAGGACGGAAGGAUUAUGGGAACUCAGUCAAGGAGGGCUUCCUGGAGGCAGCACCUAAGUAUAAUCUCAGAGGAAACAGGGGUGGGAGGCCCAAGGGAAUGCCAAGAGCAACCACAGGUUCAAAUCAAACAGCACGUCUUUGUCUGGAAAUAAAGCAUUUCAGUGUGGUGGAGCAUGGAGUGGCAGGAAAGAGAGGGCCUUAUACAUUGUACUUACCCUACUGGGAGCUUGGGCCUGACCUCCAGGCCGAGUGGGUGAGUGGGUUGUGCUCCCUUCCUUCAGCUGUGCCAAGUGCCAGAGUUCUGCGGGCAGGCUGGUUUGCAUCGUGCAGUGGGAGCCAAUGAAGCGCUCCUGAGGGAUCCUAAGCAUAAGGGUGAUCUUGCCACAUUUGUCUUGUAUGUAGGUCAGUGGCUGUGCAGCCGAUGAGUUCAGACACAUCUUACCACAUCUCACUAUGUGGCAAGAUGACCGGUUGCUGGAUCCCUUCUUUCCUUCGUCACUUAUCUGGGAAGAUCUUGCCAAAACAACUUUCCUAGUAGACGGGUAUCUUCCUUUCCUCUCUGUUCCCAGGCCAGAUAGCACCCUGCUGCAGACUGGUCCCCACGCCCCGCAGCCACUGCCUUGCCUGGAAACCCGCAGUGGCUGUUCCCUGCUUCCCAGCCGGAGCCCUCUGUGCUGGCCAGGUCGCUCACUGACCUCCCCCCUCUGCUGGGUCCUGCAGUCCCCUCUGCUGGAAUCUCCUUGCCUUUGUCUCUCUCUCUUUCUGUCCAGAUUGUACUACUCUUGCAAAAGGCGCAAGCUCAGUUUCCUCCCCGUCAAAGGCAACCUCAGCCCGUGCUGGGCUCUCCCAUCUCAGAAUCAGUCACUGUCUUGUAUUGUUAAUUAUUUUUUCGUGUAUUUACCUCAAUUCUUCAGGCAUAUUUUCUUUUUAAGAAGGGGGCAAGUGUUUUGUUCUCAUUAUGAGCCCCUCGUGGCACCUGGCACAGAGUAGUAGACACGCAAAUGUUGAUUUUGCUAUGUCAAAUGUUUUCACUUUGCGCCUCUCUUAGGGUAUUGUUCUCCUCGUAUUUCCGUUAUGACAUCUCAUUUUCAACUCCCCCCCCGGCCCCGAAAACCUCUCCUUUUUGUGCAGUGGGUGAUCAUCGAACAGGGAUGCUUUGCCUACUCCAUGGUGAUUGUUCCUCUUUACGACACCCUGGGAGCCGAAGCCAUCACGUACAUAGUCAACAAAGCUGAACUCUCUCUGAUUUUUGCUGACAAGCCAGAUAAGGCCAGGCUCUUAUUGGAGAGUGUAGAAAAUAAGUUAACACCAGGCCUUAAAAUCAUAGUUGUCAUGGACACCUACGGCAGUGAUCUGGUGGAACGAGGCAAGAAGUGUGGGGUGGAAAUUAUCAGCAUGAAGGCGAUGGAGGACCUGGGAAGAGCUAACAGGCGGAAGCCCAAGCCUCCAGCACCUGAAGAUCUUGCAGUAGUUUGUUUCACAAGUGGAACUACAGGCAACCCGAAAGGAGCACUGAUCACUCAUCGAAAUGUAGUGAGCAAUUGUUCAGCUUUUAUGAAAAUGACACAGAAAGCACUUGUCUUGAAUGCCAGUGACACACACAUUUCGUUUUUACCACUUGCACACAUGUAUGAGCAGCUCAUGCUGGCUGUAAUGCUGUGUCACGGAGCUAAAAUAGGGUUUUUCCAAGGAGAUAUCAGGCUCCUCAUGGAUGACCUCAAGGUGCUUCAACCCACUGUCUUUCCUGUGGUUCCGAGGCUGCUGAACCGCAUGUUUGACCGAAUUUUUGGACAAGCCAACACCACACUGAAGCGAUGGCUCUUGGACUUUGCCUCCAAGAGGAAAGAGGCAGAGCUUCGCAGCGGCAUCAUCAGAAACAACAGCCUGUGGGACAAACUGAUCUUCCACAAAAUACAGUCAAGCCUGGGUGGAAAAGUCCGGCUGAUGAUCACAGGAGCCGCACCCGUGUCUGCCACUGUGCUGACGUUUCUGAGAGCAGCCCUCGGCUGUCAGUUCUAUGAAGGCUACGGACAGACUGAGAGCACUGCCGGGUGUUGCCUGACUCUCCCUGGAGACUGUACGGCAGGCCACGUUGGCUCCCCGAUGCCUUGCAACUUUAUAAAACUCGUCGAUGUGGAAGAAAUGAAUUACAUGGCUGCCAAGGGCGAGGGUGAGAUCUGUGUGAAAGGGCCCAACGUAUUUCAGGGCUACCUGAAGGAACCAGCAAAAACAGCAGAAGCUCUGGAUAAAGACGGCUGGUUACACACAGGGGACAUUGGGAAAUGGUUGCCAAAUGGCACCUUGAAGAUUAUCGACAGGAAAAAGCACAUAUUUAAGCUGGCACAAGGAGAAUACAUAGCGCCUGAAAAGAUUGAAAAUAUCUACGUGCGAAGUGAGCCUGUUGCUCAGGUGUUUGUCCACGGAGAAAGCUUACAGGCAUUUCUCAUAGCAGUUGUGGUACCAGAUGUUGAGACAUUAUGUUCCUGGGCCCGAAAGAAAGGAUUUGAUGGGACUUUUGAGGAAUUGUGCAGAAAUAAGGAUGUCAAAAAAGCUAUCCUAGAUGACAUGGUGAGAAUUGGAAAGGAUUCUGGUCUAAAAUCAUUUGAACAGGUCAAAGGCAUUGCAAUACAUCCUGAAUUAUUUUCUAUUGACAAUGGCCUCCUGACACCAACGAUGAAGGCGAAAAGGCCAGAGCUACGGAACUAUUUCAGGUCACAGAUAGACGAACUUUAUUCCACCAUCAAGGUUUAACGUGAGGAAGAACGGUCGGAAGAAACGGCACACCCCACAGUCUCCUGUUCUACUGAUGGCCUUCACGUUGGUAAUUUUGACGACAGCAAGCAUAGGGAAGGAAACGUGCGCAUUUACCUUGUCUACUCGGGGUUCUUGUCAUAGGAAUAUUAGAGGACAUGGAACACUGCCUUAUAGUCACCUCGUGUUGUAGACCAUGUUUAUGGUGAUAUACGAUUCCCAAAAUGAGCCUUAAAAAUUGUAAAGGAAAAACUAUAAAUGUGUUAAGUUAUUUGAGACUCCCUCAGUUAAGAAGGCGGGUUUUAAAACUUCUGUCUCCCUGUUUUUCUAACCAAGGGGUUAGGACUUUGCUAUCUCUGAGCUGUCUGCUACUUGCUGCAAAUGCUGCAGUCCUCUGCUGCUCUAAAGAGUACAGUGCACUGGAGGGAAGCUGUCCUUUUAAAAACAAGAGCAACUGUCCCGGCUGGAGAAUGUCACAAGCGGACCAGAGAUUUUUUUUUAAUCCCUGCCACCGACCCUUCCCCAUCUCACAGGCACUCACGCUGCCCUUCCGACUGACUCGUAAGGGUUAGGAAACUCAUGCUCUUCUCCACAGUCCCCUCUUGUUCCUGUUGGAGCAUAGGUUUCCAGUAAACCUAAGGACAGAUCCAACUCGGAACAGUGCAGGUACGGAGUCUCGACAGAUUCUCACUUGGCAGAAUGCUCUCGGGCUCUGUUCUCCAGACCUGAAUCCCUCCCUCCCUUCCCAGGGAUUAUUUAAAAAUCUGCCUUAGAUUCAACAGUGAAGACAAGCAUUUCAAGAAAGAAAGAAUUACCUGGAUCAACCAUGCUCAACUGUGAUGCCUGAAUAACUGUCUACUUUAUCUUCACUGAACCACUCACUCUGUGUGUGUAACGGCCAAUGGAUUUUUAAUAUGGUUUUCAUAUCAAAAAAUCGUGUUGUGAAUAACUUGAUUUUCUCCCCUCCAAAAUAAACUCUCAGGCAAAGCAUGUCUUUAAAAAUAUUAAGGGAGUAGAUAUACUCGGGUACUUAUUGGAAUGGACAGAAAUAAACAAAUGUUCUCAUAGCAUAAUGCUACCUGAUUUCUAUGAAAUGUAUUUGACAAGCCAAAAUUCUAGGAUGUAGAAAUAUGGAACGAUCAUUUCCUGGGAUUAACUUCUCAAGGGAUUUUUUUUUUUUUUACAUUAAUUUGGGAAAAUAACAGCGUUUCACUUUAUUUCGAGUCUUGGCCACAUUUGACUGAAUUGAGCUGUCAUUUAUACAUUUAAAGCAACUGUUUUUGGAUAUGUGAGAGUACAUGUAUUAUACAAGCACAACAGGGUUUGCACUAAAGAAUUGUCAUUGUAAUAACAGUAUUUGGUAGCCUAACUUCAUAUGUAUUCUUAAUUGCACAAAAGUCAAUAAUUUGUCACAUUGGGGUUUUGAGUGUUUGCUUUAAGUGUUGGCUAUUUCUAUGUUUUAUAAACCAAAACAAUUUCCAAAAACAAUGAAGGAAACCAAAAUAAAUAUUUCUGCAUUUCGAGUGA